This is a messenger RNA of Prunus dulcis (almond), 1782 nucleotides long. RefSeq names its product branched-chain amino acid aminotransferase 2, chloroplastic-like. Gene Ontology annotation, molecular function: branched-chain-amino-acid:2-oxoglutarate transaminase activity. The coding region runs from base 275 to 1531 and encodes 418 amino acids. The transcript has 10 exons. The record is from RefSeq and is a predicted model, not a curated record. Gene Ontology annotation, biological process: branched-chain amino acid metabolic process. Gene Ontology annotation, cellular component: chloroplast. Lineage: Eukaryota; Viridiplantae; Streptophyta; Magnoliopsida; Rosales; Rosaceae.
GAUUGGAUUUAGAUUGAAUCGGCCCCUACAGAAAUUCACCAGAGUCGUGAAUUAUAUGUAUUUCCCAAUUUCAAUUAGAAAAUUAUUUCAUUGUUAGUUGCCUAACGACGACUAAAAUAAAAAAUAAAAAACACGAGCACAAUCUAAUUGAAAGUCCCCCUCUUCUGCUCUCUGCCAUAUUAUUGAUAUUCAGAUAUUCAGAGGGCGAGAGCGAGAGAGAAAGAGACAAAAAGAAGAGAGGGUUUUUGGUGUUCGGAGUGAGGUUGAGUUUGAGAUGGAGAGCAGCGCCGUCCUUGGAGGUCUUCAGCCAAAUUUCCCACUUUGCCCCUCCCGCAAUCCUUCUUCCACUCCUCUCCUCCACCCCUUCUCCACCUCCCAUUCCUCUCCUUCUCUCUCUGUCAAGCUCCAAAAGCAGCUUCCUUUGGCUUCUUAUCAAGCAGCCUCUCCCUCUCCCUUUCGUCGAUAUUCCACAUUGUCUAAUACUUUUGUCAAUGAAACAAGUGAAUUAGCUGACAUAGAAUGGGACAGCCUCGGCUUUGCGUUUCUUGCUACUGAUUAUAUGUACGUCAUGAAAUGUGCCCAAGGUGAAAACUUUUCUAAAGGUGAAUUACAGCGUUUUGGGAACAUUGAAUUGAGCCCCUCAGCUGGAGUCUUGAACUAUGGGCAGGGAUUAUUUGAAGGUAUGAAAGCCUACAGGAAACAAGAUGGUAAUAUACUCUUGUUUCGUCCUGAGGAAAAUGCAUUGCGGAUGAGGUUGGGUGCAGAGCGAAUGUGUAUGCCAUCACCAUCUGUCGAACAGUUUGUGGAAGCUGUAAAGGCUACUGUUUUAGCAAAUAAACGUUGGGUUCCCCCUCCAGGCAAAGGUUCCCUGUAUAUCAGGCCAUUGCUAAUGGGAAGUGGUGCUGUUCUUGGUCUGGCACCUGCUCCUGAGUACACAUUUCUGAUUUAUGUUUCACCCGUUGGAAACUAUUUUAAGGAAGGUGUUGCACCGAUAAAUUUGAUUGUUGAGCAUGAAUUGCAUCGUGCUACUCCUGGUGGCACUGGAGGUGUUAAGACUAUAGGGAAUUAUGCUGCGGUUCUGAAGGCUCAGUCUGCUGCAAAAGCAAAAGGCUAUUCUGAUGUUCUAUACCUUGAUUGUGUUCACAAAAGAUAUCUAGAGGAGGUUUCCUCAUGCAACAUUUUUGUUGUGAAGGAUAAUAUUAUCUCUACUCCUGAAAUCAAAGGAACUAUCUUACCUGGCAUUACUCGAAAGAGUAUAAUUGAUGUUGCUCGUAGCGAAGGAUUCCAGGUUGAGGAGCGCCAAGUGGCAGUUGAUGAAUUACUAGAUGCUGAUGAAGUCUUUUGUACGGGAACAGCGGUGGUUGUAUCACCUGUUGGCAGCAUCACUUAUCAUGGGAAAAGGGUGUCUUAUGGAGAGGGCGGGUUUGGAGCUGUGUCGGAAAAGCUCUACUCUGUGCUUACCAGACUACAGAUGGGCCUCACACAGGACAAGAUGGAUUGGACUGUUGAGGUAAGGCAAAAAACAUACUGAAGUGAAAAUCCGAGUUUUACACCCCCGCUGCAGGUGAUGCAAAUCACUAUCAAUCCUUUGGUAGACUGCUGGUUAUUUCUUGUUUACCUUGUUUGUUUUACUAUUUCCCUCUGUUUGUAGAUAGUCCGUUCUUGAACUGCGAUUUGGCAUUUUCGUUCAGAUUUCUUAUUAAUUAACAUUUCUCAUAUGCUCUACCUCAGUAGCUACUUAUUAGAUUCAAUGGUAUUAUAAAUAUUUAGUUCUAUUUUAAA